Molecule: messenger RNA, 2155 nt
Organism: Pocillopora damicornis (cauliflower coral)
Lineage: Eukaryota; Metazoa; Cnidaria; Anthozoa; Scleractinia; Pocilloporidae
Biological process (GO): signal transduction
Cellular component (GO): plasma membrane
Molecular function (GO): protein binding
Source: RefSeq, a predicted model, not a curated record
AAGUAUCAAACUUGUCCAAGUUUGACUACGAUAAGGGGCGGUUGAAUUCUCCCAUGAUGUGAUUUCUUGAUUCUCUUCAUCUUUGGGCCGUGAUCAUGUCGGUUGGAGUUUCGAUGUGUAGGUUUAGAAAGCAGUUGCCAAAGGGACAUGGAAAAAUGACUAUCGGCAGUGGAUGCGUCGUCCAUCGAAAAUUCAAUUCCGACGGCUCGAAUUCGAAGGAGGACGUUUUCUUGGUCACCACAACGCAAGUCGUAACUAAGCAAGAGCUGCUCGCGAAAAAUACGGGAAUAACAGUUGAAUUUCUCAACAAACGGGAGUCCUUUAGUUUGGAUUCCGCAGAAGUGUUCGACAUCCCUGAUCCUGUGCAUGGAGGAGUACUGGCAGGAAUGGAGAGCAGCGAAGCCAAGAGGAUGCAGCAAGAAUCGGCUCAAGUGUCGUUCAUCUUUAUACCCGUGCACAAAUUUGAUAGCAGAAAUGUAUUGGUUAAGAAAUUCAUCCCUUUUAUCACUUUCAGUCUGGAAAAGAAACGUGCCAUGCCCUCCAGGUCUCAAAGUGAUGAAAUCUUGCAGUCUUUCAUCGCAAGUAGAAAGGUGCUGUGCCAUGUUCUUUCCGACUCUGGCAGAGGAGACGGCUACUAUAACACCGAGCCAUACUGCCUCGAGUUUCGAGAUGAAACCAACGAUUUCAUUCUAACUACAGUAACUGACCGUGAUGGCGCAGCAGUUGAGAGUCAGAAGGAUCUCCACAGAGAGGAGAAACCAUGGGGAGCUAUCCUUAUGAACGAAGAAGGAGAGUUCGUGGGAAUGCUAGCUGUUGGAACCUCACAACAAAAGAAAUUGUAUCCCUUGUUCCUGCCGACGCUGGCCCAAGACAAUCAGUCUAGUGAAGGGAACCAAGAAGCUGUUAACCCAAAUUUAGAUCAGCCAUAUAGCCAAAAAGAACAACUCAAUUCAAACCUUGCAAAUUUGGACCAAAGGACAGUAAAUGGUUGUACUCCAGAUGAAGAAAGAAUCAGUGAUGACAACAAAAAAUCACUUCUGUUGGUGGAUUUGCCAAAGUCAGCAGAUGCAUACCCUAGACAAGAUGAAAUGCCAGUUUCCAGUAAUUUACCCUCAUCUACAAAAGAAUUUGCCACAUUUGAUGAUCAAUAUGAUCAUGAUCCAGUGGAUAUCCAAGACUCAGAACCCUCCUCCUGGGAGGUGAAUACAAAUGCUCACCAACAGGGUAGACAAAACAUUGCAACUCAACAUUCCUAUCAAAGUGCAUCAUUUUCAUCUGUACAAGGUUAUGGUGUUCGUGAGACCCCAAGUUUGCCUCCUGAGAAGGACAGACCCCCUAGAAAUCGUUCUUCCAAUGGGCAGAGUCGCCAUGGUGACACCCAUCUGCCUUCUUUUCCCAGAAGCCAGAGUGACGUGUUUGGUCCAGGAACCCCUAAUCAAAGCCCACGUAUAACUCGUCACAACACAAUUCCAAGUAAAAAGCUAGAGCAUAUUCUGCCAGGGUCUUUUUUGAAGGACAAAAUUGUCAGUAGGGAAGAUGCCAUGGAUGUUCUUAUCCUCCAUCUGGACAGAUCAGUCUGUCUUGCUCCUGGGAUUCCAGCCACUCAACGUUGGGAGCAUCUUGCUGACCACUUUGAGGUACCAGACGAUAUAAAGAGUCAAUGUGCAAAUUUCUCUGGAAAGCUGAGCUCAAGUGAAUCAUUGUUUGAGCACUUAUGUGCAACACAAGACUCCCUUACAGUGAAAGAGGUCAAAAGCUGCCUCAAGAAACUUGGACGAAAUGAUGUUGUCGCGGAGCUCGAGAAAAACAGUCACCUCAAAGGUAACCCUUCGACACCUUAUGAAGCACAAGUUUGUUCUUAUCUAUAAUGUGAGACAUUUUGAAUUGACUUAGUUUACCUUCCGCCCAACUUUGGUUACUUGACUCUGGACGUCGUCAUAUUACGCAGCGGCUCGUGAUCAGUUAAUCAUCAGAGAUUUCACAAUUCUUGGCAACAUGUAUCACCUUUAGCUGGUUGGGUUUUAGAGCUAUUGAAACGAAACAAAACUCCAUGAAAACUGUAGCGGAAUAUUUUUCACAAUUGACCUAAGCAAUCAAAUGCAUUAACUAAAUAACGGUUACCAAAAACAAUUAAUCGCGAUUUUUAAUCCUGUUU